Molecule: messenger RNA, 2792 nt
Organism: Psylliodes chrysocephalus
Lineage: Eukaryota; Metazoa; Arthropoda; Insecta; Coleoptera; Chrysomelidae
Source: the annotation of a GenBank genome assembly
CUUAUUUGUUUUAGUGACACCGAGUUGUGUUGUUUUCCAAACAGUCCGCUUGAAUAAUGGAUGGAGAAGAAUUCAGAAAAGAAGAUUGUGUUUUUAAAUUUCAGGCUUCCAGCCCAGCUUGCACAGAACUUGAAAUUGUUGUCAUGAAUUGGUUGGCGAAAAUGAUAGGACUACCUGAUGAUUAUCUCCAUAAAAAAGGCGGAACAGGUGGAGGAGUAAUACAGACCACAGCUAGCGAAAGCACUUUGAUAAGCCUCCUAGCCGGAAGGUACGUUGCUUUAAAAUUGUACAUGGAUCUCUAUCCGAAUGUCAGUAAGCAUGAAAUUCACGGUAAACUGGUAGCAUAUUGUUCCGAUCAAGCACAUUCCAGCAUUGAAAAAGCUGCUUUAAUAGGAUUGGUCACUUUACGGUACAUAGAAUCGGACGAAAAUUAUUCCAUGAGGGGCAAAGAGCUCCAACAAGCAAUAAAGGAAGAUAGAGAGAAUGGGCUUAUUCCUUUUUGGGUAUGCGCUACUUUGGGAACCACAGGCUCGUGCGCUUUCGAUAACUUAGAAGAAAUCACGCACGUAACACAAAAAGAACUGCUGUGGUGUCACGUGGAUGCAGCUUACGCUGGAUCAGCUUUCGUUUGUCCAGAGCACAGGACCUGGCUAAAGGGAAUAGAUAACGCAAACUCCAUUGCCUUCAAUCCAUCCAAAUGGAUGAUGGUACAUUUCGAUUGUACAGCCAUGUGGGUCAAGAACAGCGGGGCUUUACAUGGAGCUUUCAAUGUCAACCCUUUAUAUUUAACACACGAGUAUUCAGGUCUAGCAAUAGAUUAUAUGCACUGGCAAAUACCUUUAAGCAAAAGAUUUAGAGCCUUAAAACUUUGGUUCGUCAUUAGAAAUUACGGUAUUGCAGGAUUGCAGGAGCAUAUCAGGAGGCAAACACAUGUAUCCAUGGAUAAUUUAAUAGAUCAUGGGCUUCGUCUAGCUUUGGCUCUUUGCGGGGCGCCCAAUGAUGUGCUCACGAGCGAUAAACCUGCGAUUGAGCUCGUCCAAAGGUAUCGAGCAAAAAUGUAUGCUGAAGCCACCAAUUCUAAAAAAGUCGAUCUUGCACGCAUAAUCCCGACUGCCAAUGCGUUAACUGAGUAUAUCAAGCGUUUAUAUUUCCAAGUACAGGCUUGGUAUGGUUCACAAGGUCAAGACAAGACCUUAGUUCCGUUGAAAUGGAGGUGGGAAUUGGUGGAUGGAGAGCUCAGUUCUGUCACCAUGACCCAGAAAGCCGGUCGCGGGGAAAUUUUAAUUUUCUUGUUUAAAUUUCUUGUAAAACCGACUGAGGCACAAGGUGCGGGUGCCACCGAAGUGGGUUGGAGUGCUCACUUGCAUGCAAGCAUUGCGAUGGCAAUUGCUCAAAGAGGCAAUUCCAAUGGGGCCGAGAAUAGUGACGAGAAAGAAGAUGAAGAAGGGGAGGAAGAUGAAGAAAGAGAAGAAAAAAAGAAGAGUUUGAACAAGAUAAAUGACGUAAUCAACCUAUUUAUUUUUAAGGGUGUAAAAUUAGCGGAAAAAUUUGAAUCUCUUAUCAGAAGGGACAAUCGUUUCGAAAUCCCUUGUACAAGAUAUUUGGGCCUGGUCGUUUUUCGGUUGUUGGGAGACAAUGUCAUCACAGAAACUUUGUGGAAAAGACUAAAUUCCAGAGGAAAAAUACAUUGCGUUCCGGCGAGUCUCAAAGGAAAAUACGUUAUUAGAUUUACUAUAACCUCGCCCCGAACUAAUGUAGAUGAUAUCGUGACAGAUUGGAAAGAGAUAGUGACAGUGACAGAUGCAUUGCUCAAAGACAACGUCGUAAAUGCUGCAAGAGCUAAAGUACCUCUUGCAGAAAUCAAGGAUAAAAAUGAAAAUUUUGGAACGAGUUUGCUGCUGUCAAAUAUUCCUACAUCUCCUAAAAUUGUGAAUGGUUCUUUCGCGGCCAUUUAUGACCAAGGCGACGUUUUGGACGACUUUUUAAAAACUAUCAAACUGAGAAAAGACGCCAAGGAUAGUCCAGCUAUGAGAAGAAGGAUCAAAGGCAUACUAAUGUCUGGAAAACAGUUUUCCCUCGAUUCCAGGCUGGAUCUAUUCCACGGAAUCGAAUCGACCAGCCGUUCAGAGGUUUUCGAGAAAUUGCCGUUGCUUGAGGACUCGAAUGAAACGGACGAUAAUAGUUUCGUUGAGAGCGACUUUGAAUGUCUCCAAUCACCGUCAAGCGAACCACUAGACCUUCUUUACCACAGUCAGAAUAGAUCAAAAUCGGUUGACCAUCAAGCCAUAAAUUUCAUCGAAAUGAAGAAGAUCUGCAAUAAAUGCGGCCAUCUUGUCAACGGAUCAGUAACGAAAGAAGAACAGAAGUAGAUGUAGACAACAAAAUAUAAUAAUGUCAAAUAAAUGUGUUGUAGUCGUUCAAAUCUGUGAAAUAUAUAAACGCAAUCUCAAAUUCCAAUAAUGUGUUUUUAAUUUAUAAAUUUACUAUAGUUUCUGUACAUAUAAAGCAGAGAGGGUGGGUUUCCCCACAUAAUUUAGGCUUCUCUAUUGACAGGGAUAACGGAAACAUCAGUAGUGACGGUAAGACGCUCCUUUGGACAACAAUGAGGAUUGAAAUCAGUAUUAUAAAGAAGAGAGAACAGAUUCAAGAAAGAAUAGCAUGUUACAAUCUUAAAGUAAUUCCGAAACCAGAACAACGUCGGCCAUUGAAGAUAGUAAAAUUGACUUUGAAAACUAUAACCAAGUACGGUGACUCCAUGAGCUAAGGUGACCAGACUUCUUAUACAAAAAGAG